Messenger RNA from Ostrinia nubilalis (European corn borer), 1111 nucleotides. It is a transcript of the gene Wnt10, whose product is annotated as protein Wnt-10a. Bases 10 to 1023 code for a protein of 337 amino acids. The transcript is spliced from 5 exons. Gene Ontology annotation, biological process: multicellular organism development; canonical Wnt signaling pathway; cell fate commitment. Gene Ontology annotation, molecular function: frizzled binding; cytokine activity. The record is from RefSeq and is a predicted model, not a curated record. Gene Ontology annotation, cellular component: extracellular region. Lineage: Eukaryota; Metazoa; Arthropoda; Insecta; Lepidoptera; Crambidae.
CGUGGAAACAUGCUGCCGAGCCACCUCAAACUCAACUCGGCUUUAACUUGUCGGUUAGUCGGCGGCAUGACCAGAGACCAAAGAGCCUUCUGCCAGGAGUUGCCAGACGCCGUCUCCAUAGCCUUCGAGGGUCUACAGCUGGCGGUCAAGGAGUGCCAGCACCAGUUCAGGUGGCAUAGAUGGAACUGCUCCAGCUUGGCUGUGAAGAGUUCAAACCCGCAUUCUAGUGCUAUUAUGAAAAGAGGUUUCCGCGAGUCAGCGUUCCUUUACGCCCUCACAGCCGCCAGCGUAGCCCAUGCUAUAGCCCGCGCGUGCGCACAGGGCCGGCUCCUCUCUUGCGGCUGCGACCCUCUAGGGUACAGAGCCUCCCAUGAUCCAAGAGGGAGGGCGCGUCCCAACAAGUGGGAAUGGAGCGGCUGUUCCCACAACCUGGCCUAUGGCAUCGAGUUCUCCAGGAAGUUCCUGGAUGUGAGGGAGCAGGUGGACGAUCUGCAGUCGAAGAUCAAUGUACAUAACAACAACGCUGGGAGAUCGAUCCUGUCAUCGCAGAUGGAGGUGCGCUGCAAGUGUCACGGUCUGUCGGGCAGCUGUCAACUCCGGACCUGCUGGAGAGCCACUCCUGACUUCAGGGUCGUCGCGUCUACUAUAAAGAGGCAGUAUAGAAAGGCUCUCAUGGUGGCUCAAGAGGAACUCAACAAUGGAUUGUCAGUGCUCAGAGGCCGACCUCGAGGGAGGAGGAAGAGCAGAGCAAAGCCAGCGCCGAAGACUAGCUUACUGUUCUUUGAAAAAUCCCCAAGUUUCUGCGACGCGGAUCCAAAGACCGAUUCAGCGGGCACAUCAGGUCGGGUCUGCCGUAUGGGCAGGACCUCUCGUGCUGGUUCCUGCGACCUCCUCUGCUGCGGACGAGGACACGCACUCCUGAGGAAGUCCAGCAUCAAACCCUGUAACUGCACCUUCCACUGGUGCUGCAGGGUCGACUGCCAGAGGUGUAAAGACGAGAAGUGGAUUGCGGUCUGUAAAUAGGCUGAUUGAUGCAUUGGAUGAGAAAAUGUUAUCUAAAAGGGAAUAUACAGUUUCUAAAAGUUCGACCUCUCAAAGAAGAACUGAAAUC